GUCUGGACUCUGUGCUAUUCCUCAGCAGCAGAGAGAGAAAAGAAAACCAGCACAACUCCAAAGUAAACUUUGAAGAGUUUGCAAAAGGAAUUGAUUCUUAAAACUGUUUCUGUGCCCUGUAAGGCCCUUGUACAGGGGACUGUAAAGGAGGACGAUGGGCAAGGAAGCUUUGGCAAGAGAGCUGACAGCUGUGGGCUAUCUAGGAUCCAAGUAAAAAGCUCUACAGCUCUUCAGGAGAAAGGAGUCCCGAAUACUGUGCUGCUUUGAAGAGACCGCAGUCCUUAUCCAACGGAACACAUGGCUCUUUUAAAGAAAAUUAACCAGAUUUUACUGUUACUUCUUAUAUUAACCGUGUGUGCAAUUCUGUACAACAAAGUUCACAAAGCACCAUCUGCCUUAAAGAAUGACGCAGUUGACUUGGAGAGUCCCAUGGAAAUGGAGGAAGAAAUCCCAGUUGUAAUCUGUGCUGCUGCAGGCAGAAUGGGUGCAACUGUAGCAGCAAUCAGUAGCAUCUACAGCAACACAGAGGCUAAUGUUUUGUUCUACAUAGUUGGACUGAAGAACACCAUCCCACAUAUUCGAAAAUGGAUCGAAAAUUCUAAACUGAAAGAAAUAAAAUUUAAGACUGUGGAGUUCAACCCCAUGGUACUGAAAGGAAAAAUCAGACAAGAUGCAUCGCGUCCUGAGCUACUGCAGCCUCUGAACUUCGUUCGAUUUUAUCUUCCUUUGCUUAUCCAGAAACAUGAGAAAGUCAUAUAUUUGGAUGAUGACAUCAUUGUUCAAGGUGACAUUCAGGAACUCUAUGACACAAAGUUGGCUCCUGGCCAUGCUGCGGCUUUUUCAGAUGACUGUGAUCUCCCUUCCACACAUGAGAUGGUUAGAAGUGUUGGGAUGCAGAACACAUACAUGGGGUUCCUGGACUACAGAAAGCAAGCAAUUAGAGACCUCGGCAUCAGCCCCAGCACCUGCUCCUUUAAUCCUGGUGUAAUUGUUGCUAACAUGACUGAAUGGAAAAACCAGCGGCUCACAAAGCAGUUGGAAAAGUGGAUGCAAAGAAAUGUAGAGGAAAACCUCUACAGCAGCACCCUCGGGGGAGGUGUGGCGACCUCUCCGAUGCUGAUUGUAUUUCAUGGAAAGCAUUCCACUAUUAAUCCUAUGUGGCACAUACGGCAUCUCGGUUGGAGCCCCGAUACCCGGUAUUCAGAGCAUUUUCUUCAAGAAGCUAAAUUACUUCACUGGAAUGGGAGAUAUAAACCUUGGGACUACCCCAGCGUUCACACUGACCUCUGGGAAAACUGGUUCAUUCCUGACCCUUCAGGGAAGUUCAAAUUAACGCGUCCUGACAGCUGAUACUGAAAACACUUCAACGCAUUCAAACCCUUUGGUUUGCAGUAUGCAAAUAGUUGGCGACGCAAGACAUCAAAUCCUAUAACUAACUGAUUUUAGAAAACUGUUUCUUAAAUACUGCUGUGAAAUGGCCAUCAGUUUUAAGGGUUUAUGAGUGGUGUGUGAGUCACACAGCUCACAAUUUUCUUUACUUUCAAAUAAGGUGAGGAAACAAGUUUACUUUACAAUGAGACAUUUUCAUUAAAUAUGUACUGAGGUGGAGUCAGAGAAUGUGUUUCAAUGUGAGGUCCAGUAUGUGCCAGGAGAA
Molecule: messenger RNA, 1654 nt
Organism: Gallus gallus (chicken)
Lineage: Eukaryota; Metazoa; Chordata; Aves; Galliformes; Phasianidae
Gene: GLT8D2
Product: glycosyltransferase 8 domain containing 2
Exons: 10
Coding region: 298-1350 (350 amino acids)
Cellular component (GO): Golgi apparatus
Molecular function (GO): glycosyltransferase activity
Source: RefSeq, marked validated